Cyprinus carpio (common carp) is the source of this 2081-nucleotide messenger RNA. Its product is annotated as phytanoyl-CoA hydroxylase-interacting protein-like. Lineage: Eukaryota; Metazoa; Chordata; Actinopteri; Cypriniformes; Cyprinidae. Gene Ontology annotation, molecular function: protein binding. The coding region runs from base 500 to 1501 and encodes 333 amino acids. The transcript has 6 exons. Gene Ontology annotation, cellular component: cytoplasm. The record is from RefSeq and is a predicted model, not a curated record.
UGUGCAUGAUGUAAAACUGCAUGCUGUGGUGGUCUGUGAAGGUGGAGCGAGGAGCUCGUUGCAUCACUUUUACGGUUCAUUGAUGCUGCACUUUAUCAUAGCUGUUCAUUUCCCCUCGGCAUACAGCUGUAGAAAACACAAAAACACACACACACACAGAGAGAGAGAGAGAGAGAGAGAGAGAGAGAGAGAGAGACAGUAAGUGAAAGUGAGCACGAGGAGCAAACGAGAAACCCCUCGCUCUCAGUUUUCAUCCUCGUUUAAGGAGCUGGCAGCAGUGCAAAAGAGGAAAAGACGAAGAAUUACAGCCACACUCAUUUAUACAGCUCCAGCCUGUGAACAUAUCCCUUCUUCAUCAUCAUCAUCACCAUCAUCGCUGCUGCUUCUGAACACAGAGAUGAAGUUAAUUCAUACUGAAGGCAGUGUUUGUGUGAGGGGGCGUCAUCUGUUUUAUUCAGCCGAAGGAUCAUCACUGGUUAAUUGAAUUUCAACUGAGGCGAUGGCUGAGGUGGAGCUGCUCUCCACACCCCAUGAUAUUGAGAUCAGCGAUGUGACCUGCGACUCGUUCCGGAUCACCUGGGAAAUGGCCCCCGAGGACCCGUCCCGAGUGACGCAUUACUUCAUCGACUUGAGCCGUAAAGAGGGCAGCGAGCACAACCGCUUCAAGCACAGAGAUGUCCCCACCAAGCUAGUGGCAAAAGCAGGACCUCUGCCGAUGGCUGUGAGAGGACACUGGUUCCUGAGCCCUCGAACAGAGUACUGUGUGGCUGUUCAGACCGCCAUCAGACAGCCAGAUGGAGACUAUCAGGUGUCUGAAUGGAGCCAAGUAGCGGAGUUCUGCACUGGAGAUUAUGCCAUGGAGCAUCUCCAGCAGCUGUUUGAUAAAGCUCAGGCCGCUGCUGGGAGGAUGCUCAGGUUCUCCGUCUUCUACCGCAAUCAGAGUCCUGAAUACUUCCAAUAUGUCAGGUCAGAGUCUGGAGGUGCAAUGCUCCCAUCUUUCAAAGACAACAGUGGAAGUCACGGCUCCCCCAUCAACGGAAAGCUCCGCGGCGUCUUCCUCAGCUGCAACACAGAGUUCGACACAGGCCUCCCUCCCAAAGACUCCCCAUAUGGCUCUCUGCGCUUCCAAAUUUCUGCCGAUCGUGUCCUCGCCUCGAGUACAAACCUCUACUUUGCUGACUUCUACUGCAUGUACACAGCAUACCAUUAUGUAGUGUUGGUGCUGGCCCCUGCUGGAUCAGAGGGGGAUAGCUUUUGCAACAGCUGCCUACCACGACUGGACCUGUCAAGCAAUCCCUUUCUGACAUUCACGCCUGGAGACGUACCGGCCUUCUGUCACGCCAGUGAUGUCAUUCUGGAGGUGUUGUACACAGAGCCCUUGCUUCUGGAGCACGGCAUACUCGCUCAGAUCAGCGGCCGUCACCAGCUCAUGAGCCUUUCCACCGCAAACGCCAAAAAAGACCCAAGCUGUAAGGUGUGCAAUAUCAGUGUGGGCCGCUGAGCUUUGAAUGGCAGCUCUCACUGGAAGUGCAACCGGAAACCGGAUCGUGAGAACCUCACUGAUCUGGAAAUGGACCCAAAGUUCUAAUGAGUAUCUGAAUAAAUAUUCAAACUUAUGAAAAUUUGAAAAUACACCAAAGGCAUUGCACAAAAGAGGCAAGAAUAAAUAAAAAUGAAUGAGGUCAUGAUAGUCUGGCCACUUGUCAUGAAACCAAGCCAUAUGAUCUGUGAGACAACUAUUCAGAUCUUAAAGAGACAGUUCACCCAAAAAUGUUUCAUCAUUUACUGACUGUCUUUUAAAACCUGUAUUUUAAAGCACCGUAAAAGUGGUCCAUGAGACUAGUGUUAUAUUUUGAAACUCUUUUGAAGCCAUAACUUGUGAGUCCACUUCCUUGAGACUAACCGUAUAUAUAAAGAGGCUACGUUAUUGAAUUAUGUAAUUGAUUCUAAUUGUUUUUUGUAUUAAGUCAUUUGGGUUGUCACCCGUAAUUAAUUUCAUGAUUAAUUGUGUGCAUGUAUAUGCAUAAAUGUUACAUUAACUGUAUAGAAUGCUUAAACAGAAUAAAACACUUCUGAGAGUU